Messenger RNA from Drosophila busckii, 3304 nucleotides. It is a transcript of the gene clumsy, whose product is annotated as glutamate receptor ionotropic, kainate 2. The transcript has 11 exons. Gene Ontology annotation, biological process: modulation of chemical synaptic transmission; synaptic transmission, glutamatergic; monoatomic ion transport. Gene Ontology annotation, cellular component: postsynaptic membrane; plasma membrane. Bases 62 to 2980 code for a protein of 972 amino acids. Gene Ontology annotation, molecular function: glutamate-gated receptor activity; transmitter-gated monoatomic ion channel activity involved in regulation of postsynaptic membrane potential. The record is from RefSeq and is a predicted model, not a curated record. NCBI's taxonomy places the organism in Eukaryota, Metazoa, Arthropoda, Insecta, Diptera, Drosophilidae.
UUUAAAAUAUAUUUUAUUCGCAUUGCUUCGUUUCCAUUGCAUUCUGGCCAGGGAACAGUUUAUGGUGGGCGGCAUUUUUGCAUCGGAUAAGGAUGAGGCGGAAAUUGCAUUUCGCACUGCUGUCGAUCGAGCCAAUAUAUUGGAAAGAAGUAUAGAGCUGGUGCCAGUGGUGGCCUAUGCCAAUGAAGAGGAUAGCUUUAAAAUGGAGAAAACGGUUUGCAACUUGAUUAGUCAGAAUGUUAUUGCAAUUUUUGGACCCAGCAAUGGCGGCAGCGCAGAUAUUGUUAGCUCUAUAUGCAAUAUGCUAGACAUACCACACAUUUUAUUCGAUUGGCAACCGGAUACGCGUCAACAUGAUCAGAAUUCCAUGACACUAAAUGUGCAUCCGGACAAUUUAUUGCUGGCACGCGGCUUUGCUGAACUUGUGCAGAGUUUUAAUUGGCGCAGCUUCACCAUAGUCUAUGAGUCGGAAAAGGAGCUGCAGCAACUGCAGGACAUACUGCAGAUUGGCGAUCCCACAAGCAAUCCAACAACACUGCGUCAGCUCAGCGCUGAUGGUGAUCAUCGUCCGUUUCUAAAGGAAAUCAAACUCUCCACAGAUAAUUGUUUAAUACUACACUGCGCUACAGAGAAUCUGUUGAGCGUCUUAGAGCAGGCCAAUGAGCUCAAAAUGCUGGGCGAAUAUCAGAGCAUCUUCAUACCGCUACUGGACACGCACACCUUGGAGCUGGGUGAUCUGCUCAAUGUGGCUGCCAACAUAACUACGGUGCGUCUCAUGGAUCCCACGGACUAUCAUAUUAAGAACGUGGUGCAUGACUGGGAGGAGCGUGAGAAGCGCGAUGGGCGUUAUUAUAAAGUGCUGCCCACGCAGGUGAAAACCCAAAUGAUAUUGCUCAACGAUGCUGUCUGGCUGUUCUCCAAAGGACUUACCGAGCUGGGUAUACUAGAGGAGCUAGCAGCGCCAUCAGUGGAAUGUAAACGCAAAAAAUCCUGGCCUCAUGGCAGGCGUAUUAUUGAAUUUAUGAAAGCGCGCUCUGAGGAAGUUGCCACUGGCCGUUUGGACUUUAAUGAGCAUGGCCAACGCAGUUUCUUUAGUCUGCGCUUUAUGGAAAUCGAUGCGGGCGGCUUUUUAGAUCUGGCCACUUGGGAUCCGGUGAAUGGCUUGGAUGUGCUCAAUGAUGAUGAGGAGAGCGAGAAGCGUGUGGGUCAAAAGUUGGCCAACAAAACGUUCAUCGUCUCUUCACGCAUAGGCGCGCCGUUCCUAACGCUACGUGAGCCAGAAGAGGGCGAAGUACUAACAGGGAAUGCACGCUACGAAGGCUACUCCAUGGAUCUGAUUGAUAACAUUGCUAAAAUGUUAAACUUUAAAUACGAAUUCAGAAUGUCGCCAGAUGGCAAAUAUGGCAGCUUUAAUAAAGCGACACAGACCUGGGAUGGCAUAGUCAAGCAGCUGCUCGAUGGUAACGCUGACUUGGGCAUUUGUGAUCUAACCAUGACUUCAUCUCGCCGUCAGGCAGUGGAUUUUACGCCGCCGUUUAUGAAUCUGGGCAUAAGCAUUUUGUUCUCCAAGCCACCCAUACCGCCUACGGAUUUAUUCUCCUUUCUGUCACCCUUCUCGCUGGAUGUUUGGAUCUACAUGGGCUCAGCGUAUCUCUUUAUAUCGCUGCUACUGUUUGCCCUGGCGCGCAUGGCGCCUGAUGAUUGGGAGAAUCCACAUCCCUGCAAAGAGCCCGAAGAGGUAGAAAAUAUUUGGUUUCUACACAACACCAUGUGGCUGUCCAUUGGCUCACUUAUGGGUCAAGGCUGCGAUAUAUUGCCCAAAGCUGCCUCAACGCGUCUUGUCACCGGCUUCUGGUGGUUCUUUGCGCUCAUGAUGUUAAACUCUUAUACUGCCAACUUGGCCGCUUUUUUGACCAAUUCACGUCAGGCUAGUUCAAUAAGCAGCGCUGAGGAUCUGGCGGGUCAAACAAAAAUCAAGUAUGGUGCAUUGUUGGGCGGCUCUACCAUGGGCUUCUUUAGGGACUCCAACUUUAGCACAUAUCAAAAAAUGUGGACGGCCAUGGACAGUGCGCGUCCCUCGGUGUUUACCAAGACGAAUGAUGAGGGCGUGGAGCGUGUGCAAAGUGGCAAAAACCUUUAUGCCUUUCUUAUGGAGUCCACUACCUUGGAAUACAAUGUGGAGCGCAAGUGCGACUUGCAACAAAUUGGUGGCUGGCUGGAUUACAAAAGUUAUGGCAUAGCUAUGCCUUUUAAUUCGCCCUAUCGUAAGCAGAUAAGCGGCGCUCUGCUCAAGCUUGGCGAGCUGGGCAUGCUGGCCGAAUUGAAACGCAAAUGGUGGAAGGAGAUGCACGGCGGCGGCAUCUGCGGCGGCGACGAUGAAGGCGAUGCCGACACCCCCGAGCUGGGCUUGGAGAAUGUUGGCGGUGUGUUUCUUGUCUUGGGCUUGGGUCUGAUGUCAGCCAUGGUGCUGGGCUGCACGGAAUUCUUUUGGAAUGUCAAAACUGUAGCUAUUGAGGAGAAGAUCUCGCUGAAGGAGGCACUCAAAGCGGAGGUUAUGUUUGCGUUGUGCGUUUGGAUUACAACCAAGCCGGUGCACACUAGCGCCGGCUCCAGCAGCUCGUCCUCCUCAUCGUCAAGCAGCUCUGCCAAGUCCAAAUCUUCCAAAUCGCACUCUUCACGUUCCAAGAAUUCAAGCAAGACUUUGGGCUUGUCCAACAAGAGUCUGAAAAGCUCUGGCGAUGUUGAAGCUUCAGUGCACAGCAAGCUAAAGAAAAUUGGUUCCAUGUUCUCGUUGAAAUCUCAAAAGACAGCGACAGAAACGCCGCCAAUUGAAAUUGGCUGGAAGUUGGAUAAAGCUACGCAAAUGAGCGUGGAGCCGCCGGAAGUGGACCAGGAGCCAGAGCUAGAAGAAACUGCAGCGCAAGUGCAUCAACGGCAUCAUCAUCAUCACCACCAUCACCAUCAUCAUAACGAAGUUUGAUUUUGCGUUACACUUUGGCUAAGAGUUCUUAGUGCAUAAACUUGCAUUUGAAAAUUUAUAACAAUUUUAAUUUAAUGAGGAAUGAAGCAUAAGAACUCUUAACUAUUGAACACCUAAACCAAGUUUUGAGUAUUAGCAAUAACUUAACUUAAACCAAUUAACACGCAAAAUAGUUUUUUCGGUUUUUGUAGUUUUUUUUUAUUAAGUCUCCUAUUGGUUUUUCUUUUUAGAUUUUCUUUCGGCAUAUUGACAUGAUAGUUUUAGUUUAAGUAUAUUUUAUAGUAUUUUAUUGCAAAUCUAAUUUUUCGUAUUGUUGAAUUUGAA